AUGCCAAGACCGAAAGAGAAACCGCCUUGUUCUGUUUGUGCGGAACGAGGAGACGGAGCUCAUUUUGGAGCGGAAGCAUGCAGAGCUUGCGCAGCAUUUUUUCGGAGAUCCGUGGCGCUACGUAAAACUUAUGUGUGUCGCACAUCUAAAGUAUGUUCCAUUUCCACAGGUGGUCGAUGCAUGUGUCGAGCCUGUCGUUUCGAAAAGUGUCUUUCUGUGGGCAUGCAGAAAACAGCCGUACAAAGACAUCGCGAUAUGAUUGGGCGUAGAAAAGAAGGAUUAUUAAACAGCGCAGAAUUCAAUCAUGUACAAGAUAUUCAAAUCGCUGGGAAAGAUACAAACAUGCCAAUACUCAAUAGUUUCCUAGAUCAGUAUAACAAGUUAGAGGAAAAACGGCACAUUUUACACAGAGAGCAAAGCUGUGAGUUUGAGAAGACUUAUCCGAAAGCAAUAUGUUAUAAAGAGGCGAACAAAAUCAAUGUGAAAGAAAUACCUUGGAUAAUUGAAGUUGUUGUUAAAACUUUCCCUGAUUUCCAAACAUUCGAAAGUUCCCAGAAGAAAUUACUAUUUGGAGCCUUUUAUCUACCGUUCAUGCUGCUCGAAACAGGUUACUUCGCUACUAUAAAAGACAGAUCUGACAUUUUAUAUUUGCCUUCUGGAGAUUACGUGGAUGCUAGACACCCCGAAACAUUUUAUGUAGAUAAUGAUGGAAAACAAGAGAUGUCAACAGAAGAAGCUGUGAGAAUUUUUGCUCCUUCGUUCAACAUUUAUCGCAGGAAUAUUCUUGAUCCUAUGAGAGAUCUUCGAAUUACGAACUACGAGUUUCUAGCUAUGUGCUGUUUUUGUCUUUGGGAUCAUGGACUUGAAGGGCAGACCAGAGAAUGUGAAAUCGCGUGCGACAAAAUAAGAAAAAAAGUAGUAGAUGAAAUAUCUUACUAUCACAAGCAUAUUAUGAGAUGCCUCGAACCCAGCUCACGUUUGGCUAGCCUUUUUGUUCUUCUUCCUGCAUUACAGCGCGCUGUUCGCCGAUUCCAGGAAGAUGUUGAAAUAAGUAAUGUAUUCAACGCUUAUUCUGUUGAUGAUGAGUUCUAUGCGAUUGUGAACGGGAGACUGUAA
Molecule: messenger RNA, 1116 nt
Organism: Auanema sp. JU1783
Lineage: Eukaryota; Metazoa; Nematoda; Chromadorea; Rhabditida; Rhabditidae
Source: the annotation of a GenBank genome assembly